This is a messenger RNA of Centropristis striata (black sea bass), 1558 nucleotides long. RefSeq names its product natterin-3-like. The record is from RefSeq and is a predicted model, not a curated record. The transcript has 3 exons. Bases 157 to 1236 code for a protein of 359 amino acids. Lineage: Eukaryota; Metazoa; Chordata; Actinopteri; Perciformes; Serranidae.
CCCCAGUCACAGACAUUUGAGCAAAGUUGCACCAUUUGUUUGUUUUCUAGCUUCUGUUAUUUGUCUUUUCUGGAACACUGUAACCUGUUGCCUGUCUGCUGGCCUGCCUGACCAUAUUCACUUUCGACCCAUCUGAAGCUGUGAGUGUUGCUGAUAAUGGCCCAGGGAGGUAAACACAGACUACUGCUACACUAUUCAUUUUUUAUGUUGCUGGUUCUUUUCGAAGUGGCUCCAUUUAUGUUCCACUUAAAAUGGGGGAUUAAGAACCUGGACCUUGAUCAGACCAGCCUGGAAUGGCAGACCUUCAAUGGUUCUCUCCCCAACGGAGCAGUUUCAAUUUACAAUGGAUACUGUGGACGCACCGACUAUGUUUGCAAAUACGGGAUUGAGGCCGGCUUCUACAACCCUAGCAAGGGUCCUCACUGCCACUACCCAUACGGAGACAAGGAGCUUCGUGGUUCCCCAUUUGAGAUCCUGGUGAACAAAGACAACUUUGAGUUUUUGGAAUGGAAAGAUGACUGCUAUGGUUCAGUGCCUCAGAAUUCAGUCUACACCUCCCCCAACAAAGAUGUAUGUGUUGGGAAGAACAAGUAUGGUCUUGGAAAGGUGCAUGUUAAACAUGAGGCCUUCUUCCUUCCCUGGGAAGGUUCUGAGUAUUGGUACAAGUACUACCAGGUCCUGACCGUCAACAGAGAUAUAAUCAGUGAGGACAUUUCUGAUGUCAAGUAUAAGACCAAUGGGGUUCAAGUCAUUCAGGAUCCUCCAAAGACCAUGAACUUGUCUAUCAUCACUAACAAAGGCUGCCAGGAAGUGACACAGACAACUACCAUUGAAAAGAUGAGCCAAGUGGAGCAAAGGUGGGACACCAGCUUUUCCUUUACAGUGGGGGCCAGGACUACCAUCACUGCAGGAAUUCCUUUAAUUGCCAAUGUAGAUAUUGAGUAUAGCAUGGAGACAACCUUCCAGUUCACCAAAGGAACCACCCAUACCGAGUCGACCGCCCACAAGGUUUCUGUUGAGCACAUAGUGCCACCAAACCACUCCUGCACUGUCACUAUGGUGGGACGAAAGCACAGGGCAGACAUCCCUUACACUGCACGUCUCUGUCGCACCUACAGAAAUGGGGAGACCACUUGGACAUCCAUCUCUGGGACCUACAGAGGCGUCCAAAUGGGAGAAGUCCGGGCUGAGGUGGGUCGAUGUGUACGUCUACCGGGUGCCAUGCCCUGUCACUGAGAGAAUGAUGAAGAUGCUCCAAGAGAUAAAAUAUCUGACAUAUUGUAUGUUAGAUACCUGGAACAUUGUAACGAGAAACAAAAAAAUAAACUAGCUUGUAUAUUUUUAUAUGCUUUAACGUCUUUCAUCAAAUAAGAAAAUAACUUGACAUGUAUCCAUCUCUUUAGUUUUUUUUUCUUCAAAUUUCUUUCCAAGCAACAAAUGAAAUUAAUAAAAAAAUAUAGAAGUAUUCUGUUACAAAUUGCAUUGUAUGUUUUUUUUGUUCAGCCAAAUAAGAAUGACAAAAUACUCAAAUGUAUCUGUGGUUUUCUUUAAAAUUAAC